Molecule: messenger RNA, 1062 nt
Organism: Aspergillus sclerotioniger CBS 115572
Lineage: Eukaryota; Fungi; Ascomycota; Eurotiomycetes; Eurotiales; Aspergillaceae
Product: nucleoside hydrolase
Exons: 4
Coding region: 1-1062 (353 amino acids)
Biological process (GO): purine nucleoside catabolic process
Cellular component (GO): cytosol
Molecular function (GO): purine nucleosidase activity
Source: RefSeq, a predicted model, not a curated record
AUGUCUAGCCAACCCCCACCAAGAAUCCCCAUUUGGGUGGACUGUGAUCCAGGUUCGCUCAUAACAAAGCAGGACGCCUUCGCAAUCCUCCUCGCAACGAACCACCCCACCAUCCACCUCCUCGGCAUCAGCACCGUCCACGGCAACAGCACCCUAAAAAACACCACCAGGAAUGCCCUCACCAUCUUGACAAUCCUAAACCGUCCCGAUAUACCGGUGUACCCAGGCGCUGAGAAACCAUUUUGUCGGACGUGUCUUAAGCCAGAUAACGGGAAAACCGGUCUUGAAGGCUCGAACCUUCCCGUCCCAACUACCUCUCCCGAAGAAAAACACGCUGUUCUGGCCAUGCGGGAUGCGUUGCUCUCCACACCGAAACAUACAGCGUGGUUGGUGGCGUUAGGGCCGUUGACAAAUGUGGCGCUUUUGGUGGGGUUGUUUCCUGAGGUGGCGGGGCAUGUUCGCGGGGUGAGUAUCAUGGGGGGUGCGGUGGGGGGUGGAUUUGUUUGGAAGAAUAAGGAGGGGGGAGAGGAGGGAAGGAUGGGCAAUGCGUCGUGGUGGGCGGAGUUUAAUUGUUUGUGUGACCCCGAGUCAGCGAGAGCUGUGUUCAGUAACAAGACGCUAGUGGGAAAAAUAACCCUCUUACCGCUGGAUAUUACUCAUAUGGCGAUGGUUACUGAUGAGGUGCUGGAUCUUAUGCUGCACGGCCCAGACGGGAAUGUGAAAGGGAAGAGAGAUGUGCCCUCGGAGAGAAGACGCAUCUUUACCGAUCUGCUUCGCUGGUUCAGGGCUGGGUAUAAAAAGGCUCAGAACAUCGAUGGCCCACUCCAUGAUCCUCUGGCUGUGGCGGUGAUUUUGCAUACCGAGGGAGUGGAGGAUAUCGGGUUCGAGUUCCUGGGUGAGGAACGGUUCGAGGUGGAGUUGGUGUUGGAGGGGGAGCAAGUGGGAAGAACGGUUGUCAGGAGGCUCCCAGAUGGGGAGAUGGGAGUGAGGAUUCCAAGGGUGUUAGAUGUGCAGAGUUUUUGGCGGGUUUUGGAACGGGCUGUUGCUUUGGGGGAUGAGUAA